ACUGACCACGCCUCCUUCGAUGAAUCUGGACCGACCACACCUCCUCCGCUCCACCAGAACAGAAUAAACAGACCUGUCCGAGGGCUCUUGGUUGGAGCUCCCAGGGAGAAGGCAGAGCCUGGUGUUCCAGCAAAUCAAACAGGGGGCGUGUACAGCUGCCCAGUGAGCACAGACCAAUCAGAAUGCAGCAGGAUAAAGCUCAUUGAUCCAGAGGUCAACCUGUCAGAGGACCUGAUAGAAGACAUGUGGCUGGGAGUGACCGUGGCCAGCCAGGCUCCUCCCGGUGGGCGGGUCCUGGUGUGUGGUCAUCGGUUCGUUAAACUUUACGGACCUUUAGGAAUCCGACAGAUGAUUGGUCGAUGUUAUCUCCGUGGAAACGACCUGUGGUACGAUGACACUGACAUGAACUGGCAGAACCCAGAACAACCGUGCAGUCACUUGGGUGAUAUCAGAGCUGAGGUCAUGUGUAACGCAGGUAUUUCAGCUUCAAUCACUCAGAACGAGGUCAUCAUCGGAUCACCUGGAAGUUACGAAUGGCAAGGAAAUGUCCAUGUUUCCUGGUUAAACCCUGACGAUGUCUUUGACUCUCAGAAAAGUUCCUUCACCAACAUGAACCACAGAAGCAUUUAUAUCGGAUACUCUGUCACUCAGUCUCACCAUCUUCUCUCUGAGAACGAAGUAACCAUAGUAACAGGUGCUCCAAAGGACAGUAAACAUGAUGCGCGUGGCUCCGUGCUGUUGGCGGUUAAACGGUCCAAUCAGCUGAUCAGUCAGCUCACCCUGCGUGGCGAGCAGACGGGCUCGUACUUCGGUAACGCCGUAGCAACCAGCGACUUCAACAACGACGGGUGGGACGACCUGUUGGUUGGCGCUCCUUUUUACUUCCAUCGCCAACAGGAGGUGGGUGGAGCCGUUUAUGUCUACAUGAACUCAGGUGGGAGGAUCAGUCCAGAACCCAGUGUGAUUCUGAGAGGACCAGCUGGGUCGGCCUUCGGUAUGAGUGUCACUGCUGCUGGAGAUCUGAAUCAAGACGGCUUCCAGGACUUUGCAGUCGGAGCUCCGUUCCAUGAAACAGGAAGUGUGAUGAUCUGGGUUGGGAGUAAAGACGGAGUGUCAACAGAACCGAGCCAGGUGAUCCGUGGCAGCAGCGUGUCUCCUCGCUUCAGGACAUUCGGCUUCUCUCUGUCCUCAGGUUUGGACGUGGACGGGAACAAGUAUCCAGAUCUGCUGAUCGGCUCUCUGGACGACACGGUCGCUCUGCUCAGAACCCGUCCAGUCGUCCAUCUCAGUAAAACACUCCGUGUUUUUCCAAACAUCGUCGACUCAAACGUCUGUGACUUUUGUAUUCAGGUGGAAGUGUGUUUCGCUUACAUCUUCAGCACCGGAGAGAAAAGUGACAGAGACAACGUCACUGUCUCUUUCACUGUAGCUGCUGACAUCACCAGCCUCAAGCCCCGCCUCCAUUUCCAUGACAACGGGCACAGCACCUACUCCGCCUUCCUGUCCAUGUCAAAAAAACUAUGUCAAACCAUCAGAGUGGGACUUCUGAGUCCAGUCAGAGACAAAGUGAAGCCUCUGGUCUUUUCUCUGGACGCUUCAUUACAUGAAAACCUUCCCAAGAGAAGAAGUCCUCUACACGACCUCAAACACUUCCCAGUGCUGAGCCACACACCACAUCCCAUCAGAACCCAGAUCCAGAUCCAGAAGACCUGUGGUUCUGACAACCAUUGCCAUAGUAACCUGCAGAUGACAGCCCAGUUCACAGACGAAGAUCAAAAACCCUUCAGCAGGGUGAAUGUCUCUCAGUUGUUACAGAACAACUUCACAGUAACCAGGUUGUUACUGGAGGUGAACAUCAGUAACCUUCAGUCUCCAGGUCGACCAGCAGAGGACGCUCACGCUGCCACUCUGAAUAUCAGCUUCCCUCCAUCACUCUUAUACUCUGGAGUUCGGACUAAGGGUGAAAUGAUGACAUCAUCAGUCAAGUGUUCAGUCAAACACCGGGUUCUUGUGUGUGAGCUGGGGAACCCGUUCAGAAGCCAGCAGAAGGUUCAGGUGUGGAUCAUAUUUCAGUUUGACAUGAGUGUGGACACAACAGAGAUCCAGACUGAACUACAGCUGUCCACUCUCAGUGAACAGUCUCUGUCUCCCGUCCUCGUCUCAGUGUUGGUGAAUCACUGGCUCCUGACGUCUCUGUCUCUAAUCAGCUCACCAGGCCCCACCUCCUUCAGUGGUCAUGUGAUGGAUGAAAACCUCGGCGCUCUGCUGCUCUUCAUCUUCCAGGUGCACGUCCAAGGCCCGUCACUUGGUCGUCUAGGUAACCUGGAGGUGGAGUUUCAUUGGCCAUGGGCGUUGUUCAAUGGGAAGCGGUUGCUGUACCUCACAGAGGUCCAGGUGCAGGGCGCUCGCUGUGAUCCACCUGAUACGGUAGCCAUGCUGUUAGAGGAGGGGAAGGACAGAGGGAGGUGGAGUCUGGAGGAAGAGCCUGUCCUCCACCUGUACGCACACAGAAAAAAGGCCUACAUUCUGGACUGUGUACAGGGAGCCAAGUGUGUGACAUUUGUGUGUCCACUGACGGACAUGAAGAACUCAGCGACUCUGACAGUCCGAGCGCGGCUGUGGAGCACCACCAUGAUGGAGGACUUUAUUGACGCAGAAAGUGUUGUGGUCCGAGGUCGAGCGACUCUGAAGCUGCACACAAACACAACCAACAUCAAAAUGGAGCCUCACAGUGUGGACAUUGAGGUCCACAUUUAUCCAGAUCUGGGACGGCAGGUGGACUUCAGUGCCCCCUGGUGGCUGGUGGUGGUGUCUGUUAUGGUUGGAGUGUCACUGCUGGCUGUGAUCUGUCUGCUGCUGUGGAAGUGUGGUUUCUUUGUGCGUCACACGGUGGCGCUCCACCAGGGGAGGAUUAUGGGUAAACAGCAGCAGCACAAGGAUGCUGAUGGUUUCCUGAUUCAGGGCCACGCCCCCUCACCACCGAAACACUGGCUCACUUCCUGGACUGAGACUCGCUGACACAGUUACUAUGAUGUGGUAUGGUGUGGUUACUAUGGAAACUAUAAAAAAUCAUAAACUGGACCAAAGAGCGACUCACUGCCUGUGUGUGUGUGCGUGCGUGCGUGCGUGUGAGAGAGUGUUAAUGUUUUAUACAUAUGUGAAUUCAUGUAAACAAUGUUGAUGCAGUGACAUCACGUCAUCGCUCGUGUUUGUGGGUGUGGUUUACUGACGGGACAUUCAUUGAUCUAUUAUCCAGUGAUGCUCUUUAAUAGCUCCACCUACAAAUGUUUAUAUUGAAGUGUUUUCAUCCGUAACUGCUUCUUAAAGGACUUUUCUGUGACACACGUUGUGUUUUAGUGUUGUCGGACUUUACAACAACAAGUGUUUUUUUAUUGAGGCUUUCUAUGAUGUGAUAUAAGUUAGAGUUCCAGCAGCACCUGUUGAUGUGUAAAGUCUCGUGUUCACGUUGUGUGGACGUGGUUUGUAAUCAGUAUUUGUUACAAUGUUUGUUAUGAUGUUUCCUGUGUUUAAUAAAGUAUAACUAAUAAUCA
Solea senegalensis (Senegalese sole) is the source of this 3551-nucleotide messenger RNA. RefSeq names its product integrin alpha-3-like. Gene Ontology annotation, molecular function: integrin binding. Gene Ontology annotation, biological process: cell adhesion mediated by integrin; cell-matrix adhesion; leukocyte migration. The annotation marks the transcript as partial. Gene Ontology annotation, cellular component: external side of plasma membrane; integrin complex. Lineage: Eukaryota; Metazoa; Chordata; Actinopteri; Pleuronectiformes; Soleidae. The transcript has 27 exons. The record is from RefSeq and is a predicted model, not a curated record.